AUGGCCCGUCCAGCACGGACCAAAGGUUGUAUCUGCUACAGUUUCAUCGAUCGUAUGAGGGACGGUUCGUCCACACGAGGCCGCAACGGAACCAGCGGAACCGGAGCCCUCAAACGAUGCCUCUUUUUUUCUCCUUUCUUUAUUCGUAGGUACACUCUGAAACCCAAUGACCAGAUCCUGGCAGAAGACAAACACAAAGAACUAUUUGAAGAGAUAGUGAAGAAGUCCAAAGUGGAGUACCACGCUGGAGGAGCCACACAGAACUCAAUUAAGAUCGCUCAGUGGAUGAUCCAGGAACCCCAUAAGGUCGGCACGUUCUUUGGCUGCAUUGGCAAAGACGACAAGUUUGGAGGGAUCCUGAAGCAGAAGGCUGAGGAGGCUCACAUCGACGCCCACUACUACGAGCAGGAGGAAAAGCCCACAGGGACCUGUGCUGCCUGCAUCACCGGAGACAACAGGUCUCUGGUAGCUAACCUAGCUGCUGCUGAGUGUUAUAAGAAGGACAAGCAUUUAGACCUGGAGGAAAACUGGGAGCUGGUGGAAAAAGCUAAAGUCUACUAUAUUGCAGGUUUCUUCCUCACUGUCUCUUUGGAGUCCAUCCUGAAAGUGGCAAAGCACGCGUCUGACAAUAACAAACUGUUUUGCCUGAACCUCUCCGCGCCCUUCAUCUGCCAGUUCUUCAAGGAUAACCUCAUGCAGGUUAUGCCCUACGUCGACGUGCUGUUCGGCAAUGAGACAGAGGCAGCAGCGUUCGCUAAAGAGCUUGAAUUUGAGACCAAGGACAUCAAGGAAAUUGCCAAGAAAGCCCAGGCUUUGACCAAAGUCAACAAAAAGAGGGAGAGGAUCAUAGUGUUGACUCAGGGGAAGGAUAACACUGCUAUGGCCAGUGACAAGGUCGAGACAUUCCCUGUAAUGAAGAUUGACCCGAAGGACAUUGUGGACACAAACGGUGCAGGUGAUGCCUUUGUAGGAGGUUUCCUGUCUGGGUUAGUCCAGGAGAAACCUCUCGUUCAGUGUGUGAAGGCGGCACACUACGCUGCUAACGUCAUCAUCAGACGAGCAGGGUGCACCUUCCCAGAAAAACCCGACUUCAAAUGAGGAGUCCCGGAUCCUUCAGUCCUUCAGCCUGAAAUCUCACACCCACCCUGCCGAACAUAACUCUGACCCAUUUGUUCCCACUAUUUUCUACAAAUACUUCCCCAAAUUCUUGUAGCCACAUUUUUUUCCAAUUUGCCCCCCAUCCAUGUUAUUCAUUUGAAAUCUUCCGCACAUAAUUUCAUCCGCACAAAUAUUUAGUUGGGUGCCUCCUGGCAUGUGCCUGUCCCUGUUCUCCACUUGGGGCCGCUAGAGGAUCACGCAGCCAGGAGCCAAUGAAUAAUUGUUUUAUAGAUAAAUCACCUUUUAAGGAAUCAUGAAAAUAUCACAUAAUGUGAUCAUUUUAUUUUACACAAAGGAAGUUUCAUGGACAUUGUUUAAUUUUCCCCAAAACAUUUUUGGAUCAAACGCUGCAAACGUCUGUACGCCAAUCACACUGCUUUAUUCCACAAUGGGAGGACACACUAUACACAAACGGGACUAAUGAAUCUAAAUCUGUCAAUGGAAGUUUGUAUACUACAUUGAAAUGUGCAGUAUUGACUUAUUUAAGAUGAAAUAUUCCUGAUUAUGAGUUUGUUCUUGUUUUAAGAUUGAAUCUGACAGGCCAGUAAUGAAACCAAAUGUUUUUAUUUUGAAAUGUGUCAAAGCCUCUGCCCACUAUGACCUGUGAUGACUGUUAAAUAUCAGCUUGAUUGUGUACAUUCUGUUCAGAAGGUACCUUCAACAUCAAACUUGUGGAAGUGUGCAGGUGCUUCUUGUAAUGAGUGCCUUUUUCCCUUCCUUUCUCUGCAUGUGUUAGGGGAAAAGUGUUCAGAGGCCUAUAGAUGUUCUGUUAAUCCACAUUUCUCUGCACAGGGAAUCUUUAAAACCAGACCAGUGAUGGGAGCUAUACAGUGGCUUUUCACCCCUCAAUACUUAAAUUUCUACCUGAGUUAGUGGCCUGUGUUCUUGCUGGGUGUCUGUUGAUCUCUAGCUAAAUUAUAACAUAUGUUACCAAACUUUAAUACCGUCCGUUUUGAUUUUUAUCAUUUACAUUUAUUCAGAUUUUGACAUUUUUGUCACUGCAACUGGCAAUGAAAGAUGGAAAAUAAAUAAGGCAAAGAAAUCUGAAACAUCAGCCAAAUUCAGGCUCGGGCUACUCUUGUGAUAUUGGGACCUUUUAAACCUAAGUUUGUGGUAUGCGCAGCACUGAAUCCUUGAAUUCAAGUAUAGAUCAUGAUCUUAAAAUGUGAUGAGCAAGAAGUAUGUUUUCUGAAUACUACAGGAGUUGUUUUGAAACUCAAAAAGCCUUAUGUGACCAUUUAUUCCUGAUCUCAAUUGUACUCAAGUUGCCCAUCUCUGCUAGAAUGUGAUGCUUGAAAUUUACAAAUUAAACAUACAACAAUAA
Molecule: messenger RNA, 2482 nt
Organism: Notothenia coriiceps (black rockcod)
Lineage: Eukaryota; Metazoa; Chordata; Actinopteri; Perciformes; Nototheniidae
Product: adenosine kinase-like
Exons: 10
Coding region: 1-1098 (365 amino acids)
Biological process (GO): purine nucleobase metabolic process; purine ribonucleoside salvage
Cellular component (GO): nucleus; cytosol
Molecular function (GO): adenosine kinase activity
Source: RefSeq, a predicted model, not a curated record